GGCGAGGCGUUUUAAGGGUUUUAAACCUCCCGGCGUCUCUUCAAAAGCUAUUUGAAAGGUGGGUCUACUUCUCAAUUUACGGGCCUGUGGAUGCAGCAAAGAGAGAUCCAUGGCAAUGGCUCAUUUCGGACUGGAGAACGACAUCAGCAACACGCUCAAGCUGGACGUGCCCAUCACCAACGCUCCGAUAGCCCGCUGGCAGCGGAAAGCCAGCUCGUCCAACGCAUCCGCCAGUGGCUUGUCCCCGGGCAAGCCUGCCAACAUCUCCCUCAACUGCUCCAAGACGCCUGGUAAGACGCCCAGUAAAACUCCAGGCCGAAGGAAAGUGACUCCAUCAAAGACGCUGCAGGGAGACCGUUUCAUUCCCGUUCGUAAUGAAAAACAAAUGGAAGUGGCGAGUUUCUUGCUGUCCAAAGAGAACCAGCCCAAGGAAGACAAUGUUUCAGCAGCUUCAUUGGAACAGCAGAAGGCGUGGUCCGUCACGUUAAACGGCUGCAACCUAGAAGAGGCCCGCAUCCUGCAGUUCAGUGGAAAACCAACAGUUAACCCAGAUGGCCAACACAACUCUAUGAAGUCCCUCUACAGUCACACAAUAACUCCCAUGUCCAACAAAAAGACACGAUACAUAUCUUCAACCCCCGAAAGAAUUUUGGAUGCGCCUGAAAUUCGAAAUGAUUUUUAUUUGAACCUGAUGGACUGGAACAGCCGCAACAUUGUAGCGGUGGCUCUUCAAAACAGCGUGUACCUGUGGGACGCCGUUCACGGAAACAUCAUCCACCUCAUGACAAUGGAAAACGAUGCAGACUACAUCAGCUCACUGUCCUGGACCAAAGAGGGCACUUACCUGGCGGUUGGCACCAGUGACUGUGUAGUCCAAUUGUGGGACGUGGAGCAAGAGAAAUGUCUUCGCAGUAUGACCAGCCACUCUGCACGAGUCUGCAGCCUAAGUUGGAAUAGCCACAUCCUGUCCAGUGGCAGCAGAUCAGGUCAGAUCCACCACCACGACGUGAGGGUGGCGGAGCACCACAUCUUCACCUUGCACGGCCACUCGCAAGAGGUUUGUGGGCUGAAGUGGUCGCCGGACGGCCGCUUCCUGGCCAGCGGAGGCAAUGACAACCUGGUGUGCAUUUGGCCCAACGUGGCUCAGGGGGGCCGCGGGGACGCCAGCCAGUCGGUGCACACCCUCAGUCUCCACAAAGGGGCAGUCAAGGCUUUGGCGUGGUGUCCUUGGCAAUCGGGCAUCCUGGCCUCGGGUGGCGGCACGACAGACUGUCACAUCCGUGUCUGGAACGUCAACAGCGGCUCCUGCCUCAGCUCGCAUGACACACAGUCACAGGUGUCUGCACUUGCGUUUGCACCGAACUACAAGGAGCUGAUCUCGGCACACGGCUUCGCGAACAAUAACUUGGUCAUCUGGAAGUACCCGACCAUGGCGAAAGUGGCAGAGCUCAACGGACACAAUGAGCGAGUCCUCAACAUUGCCAUGAGUCCGGACAACUCCAUGGUGGCCAGCCUGGCAGCGGAUGAGACCAUGCGGCUGUGGAAGAGCUUCGAGCUGGACCCCAAGAAAAAACCCAAAGAGAAGAUGCCCCGCUCUCUGGGCUCUGCCUUCACUCAGUCUAUAAGAUGACUUGAUUGGAGUCAUUUUGAUUCACAAUCAUUGUUUCUAGCCACUCUUUUACUUUUUCUAAUUGGGUGUUAAAAGUAUUUACUCACUUGUCCUUCAUGAAGGACUGCUCACAUUUUGAUUUUUUUUUUUUUUUUUUCUUCUUUUUCCCCCUCACCGUUCAUGAA
Messenger RNA from Syngnathoides biaculeatus (alligator pipefish), 1794 nucleotides. RefSeq names its product cell division cycle 20 homolog (gene cdc20). Gene Ontology annotation, biological process: positive regulation of anaphase-promoting complex-dependent catabolic process; anaphase-promoting complex-dependent catabolic process; positive regulation of ubiquitin protein ligase activity. NCBI's taxonomy places the organism in Eukaryota, Metazoa, Chordata, Actinopteri, Syngnathiformes, Syngnathidae. The record is from RefSeq and is a predicted model, not a curated record. Gene Ontology annotation, molecular function: ubiquitin ligase activator activity; anaphase-promoting complex binding; protein binding. The transcript is spliced from 11 exons. Gene Ontology annotation, cellular component: anaphase-promoting complex. The coding region runs from base 110 to 1630 and encodes 506 amino acids.